CACACACACACACACUCGCACACGCACGCACGCACAUACAUACAGACACACCUUGCUGCCACAGUGAGCUGGCCUCAACUUCCACAGACACACAGGCAGGGAAGCCUUCACGCGCGCAAGAAUGCUGUGCACUUGCUAUCACAACAAAGAUGAUUGAAACUUGACCUGGAUUUCUGACUGUGAGGAAUAACCUUCCCUGCAGGAGGCUUCGAAUUCAGAGUUGCCGGAUCCUUUCUGUGCCAACACAGAGAGGGGAUUACGGUGUUUGCGCUGCCCUGGCGGGAGUUCAGCUCUUCCACCAGCGCUGCUCGGAAGCAACAGCAGAAUACAAAAAAAAAAAACAGCCCCUGUUUACACAGACUCAUCGUGCUAUCUCUUUUAUCCUUUUACCUCUAUCCGGCUUCUCAUUAUUUGCCUCCUCGCUGCUCUCCUCAAGGGAACUUUAAAUCCCUUUUACAGCACCCAUCAGCUCAUCUCGCCGCCUAUUUACCCAUCUCAUAAUGAACUCCUCUGCCUCCAUUACAUCCCUAUUCUCCUUCACCAGCCCAGCGGUUAAGCGACUGCUCGGCUGGAAGCAAGGAGAUGAGGAGGAGAAGUGGGCAGAAAAGGCUGUGGACUCUCUAGUGAAGAAACUAAAGAAGAAGAAAGGGGCAAUGGAGGAGCUGGAGAGAGCCCUCAGCUGCCCCGGGCAGCCCAGUAAGUGCGUGACAAUUCCUCGGUCCCUGGACGGCAGGUUGCAGGUGUCCCACAGGAAGGGCCUGCCCCAUGUCAUCUACUGCAGAGUGUGGCGCUGGCCCGACCUGCAGUCCCACCACGAGCUCAAAGCCCUGGAGUGUUGCGAGUUCCCCUUCGGCUCCAAGCAAAAAGACAUCUGUGUCAACCCUUACCACUACAGGCGCGUGGAGACUCCAGUGCUGCCACCAGUCCUGGUCCCACGCCACAGCGAGUUCAACCCUCAGCACAGCUUACUGGCAAAGUUCAGGAACGCCUCCCUGCACAACGAGCCCCUGAUGCCCCAGAACGCCACCUACCCAGACUCCUUCCCUCCGCUGCCCUGCACCUCCUUCUCAUCCUCCCCUUCCUCCUCUCUCGCCCAGUCUCCCACCUCACAGAGUUACCCCAACUCCCCCAACAGCUCUGCAGAGCCCGGCAGUCCGUAUCACAUCACAGCUGAGACUCCCCCACCUCCAUACAGCAUGAUGGAGAGUAGCCCUCCAGAGGAUGUGAAGCCCAGCAACUCAACAGAAACCAUCAAACUCACAUUUUCAGCUCCGCACAGAGAUUUACGGCCCGUAUGUUAUGAGGAGCCGGAGUACUGGUGUUCGGUAGCCUACUACGAGCUCAACAACCGAGUCGGGGAGACUUUCCACGCGUCAUCCCGUAGCGUCUUGGUGGACGGCUUCACAGACCCGUCCAACAACAAGAACCGCUUCUGCCUUGGCCUGCUGUCCAACGUCAACCGCAACUCCACCAUCGAACACACGCGCAGGCACAUAGGCAAAGGGUUACACCUAUACUAUGUAGGCGGCGAGGUGUACGCAGAGUGCCUGAGCGACAGCAGCAUCUUUGUCCAGAGCCGUAACUGUAACUUCCAGCACGGCUUCCACGCCACCACCGUGUGCAAGAUCCCCAGCGGCUGCAGCCUUAAGAUCUUUAACAACCAGCUGUUUGCCCAGCUGCUCGCCCAGUCGGUUAACCACGGCUUUGAGGUCGUCUAUGAGCUCACUAAGAUGUGUACCAUCCGCAUGAGCUUUGUUAAGGGUUGGGGUGCUGAAUACCAUCGUCAAGAUGUGACUAGCACCCCCUGCUGGAUCGAGGUACAUCUGCAUGGGCCCCUGCAGUGGCUGGACAAGGUCCUCACACAGAUGGGCUCCCCACACAACCCCAUUUCUUCAGUGUCAUAACACAAACACGCAUACUGUUAAGUGUGUGUAUGUGCGCUCUGGUUCCUUCACACAGGUAGUCGUAGAUUCUGUAUGUUCUGCUUACAUCCAGGUUUUCCGUCCUAUGGUCCAUAUCUUGGUGUCUCCCACAAUAUGACGAAAAUAUCUGUUCGCACAGUUGUUACAUCAUGUAACUGAAACACAUAGUGUUCCUUAAUUUAAUUAUGAUACAUUUAUCCUCUUUCUGUUAUCAUUGGGACAUUAGCUGCACUCCAAGACAAGAAACAUGGGAUA
Molecule: messenger RNA, 2177 nt
Organism: Larimichthys crocea (large yellow croaker)
Lineage: Eukaryota; Metazoa; Chordata; Actinopteri; Sciaenidae
Gene: smad9
Product: SMAD family member 9
Exons: 8
Coding region: 501-1904 (467 amino acids)
Biological process (GO): SMAD protein signal transduction; cell differentiation; anatomical structure morphogenesis
Cellular component (GO): heteromeric SMAD protein complex
Molecular function (GO): RNA polymerase II cis-regulatory region sequence-specific DNA binding; I-SMAD binding; DNA-binding transcription factor activity, RNA polymerase II-specific
Source: RefSeq, a predicted model, not a curated record